Messenger RNA from Lachancea meyersii CBS 8951, 1482 nucleotides. Lineage: Eukaryota; Fungi; Ascomycota; Saccharomycetes; Saccharomycetales; Saccharomycetaceae. The record is from the annotation of a GenBank genome assembly.
AUGCUUUCCAGGGUUUCCGCUCGUCAAUUGAAGAGCCUUGCGCUAACUAAAAGGCUAUAUGCAACUGCUAAAGCCAGCGCAAACCAAAUCUUGGUGUCCAAGCAUGUGCAGGAUGUGGACCCUGAGAUGCACGAAAUCUUGAUCAAGGAGCGUCACAGACAGAAGCACUCGGUGACUUUGAUCCCCAGUGAAAACUUCACAUCCAAAUCUGUCAUGGAUCUGCUGGGGUCGGAAAUGCAAAAUAAGUACUCCGAGGGCUAUCCCGGAGAGCGUUACUACGGUGGUAAUCAAUUUAUCGACCAAGCCGAGUCUCUCUGCCAGAGAAGAGCUCUGGAUCUUUACGGUCUAGACCCUGCCAAGUGGGGUGUCAACGUCCAGCCUUUGAGUGGAGCCCCAGCCAACUUGUACGCCUACUCCGCAAUCAUGGAUGUUAACGACCGUUUGAUGGGUUUGGAUUUGCCCCACGGAGGUCAUUUAUCCCACGGAUAUCAACUGGCUAGCGGAACCAAGAUUUCAUAUGUUUCGAAGUAUUUCCAAACAAUGCCUUACCAUGUCAACGUGCAAACAGGUCAUAUCGAUUACGACACCUUGUCGCAAACCUCGAAACUAUUCAGACCCAAGGUCAUCGUAGCUGGUACUUCUGCGUAUUCCAGAAUUAUCGACUACAAGCGCUUCAAGGAAAUUGCUGACGCUUGUGGCGCCUACUUGUUGAGCGACAUGGCCCACAUUUCAGGCUUGGUGGCUGCGGGUGUGACACCCUCUCCCUUCGAGUAUUCGGACAUCGUCACCACCACCACUCACAAGUCUUUGAGAGGUCCCCGUGGGUCCAUGAUCUUUUACAGAAAGGGUAUUCGCAAGGUUACGAAGAAGGGCAAAGAGGUGAUGUAUGACCUUGACAAGAAGAUCAAUUUCUCGGUGUUUCCUGGUCACCAAGGAGGUCCUCACAACCACACCAUCUCUGCACUAGCAGUUGCGCUAAAGCAAGCUGCGUCUCCAGAAUUCAAGGAGUACCAAGAGGCCAUUGUGAGGAACGCGAAACUAUUCGGUGAAGAAUUGACCAAGCGUGGCUUUCAAUUGGUCUCAGGUGGCACUGACAACCACUUGAUUUUGAUAGAUCUAUCAAGCAUUGGUAUUGAUGGUGCUCGUUUGGAAACAAUAUUGGAAAAGAUCAACAUUGCUGCCAACAAGAAUACAGUUCCAGGCGACAAAUCGGCCCUCUUCCCAUCUGGUCUGAGACUGGGAACUCCAGCCAUGACUACACGUGGCUUUGGUCCCGAGGAGUUCGUGAAAGUGGCCGAGUACAUCGACAAGGCCGCUAAAAUGGCCAUCGGCCUAAAGUCUCAGGAACCUGCCGGCGCCAAAGAUAGCAGAAGUCAAUUGGCCAGUUUCAAGACACUCUGCAACGAGAGUGCUGAGGUCAAAAAUUUGGCUGAAGAAGUGUCGCAAUGGGCUGGUACUUUCCCUGUGCCAGGUGAAUUGUAA